Messenger RNA from Cygnus atratus (black swan), 6071 nucleotides. RefSeq names its product armadillo like helical domain containing 3 (gene ARMH3). The record is from RefSeq and is a predicted model, not a curated record. NCBI's taxonomy places the organism in Eukaryota, Metazoa, Chordata, Aves, Anseriformes, Anatidae. Gene Ontology annotation, cellular component: cytosol. The coding region runs from base 1746 to 3815 and encodes 689 amino acids. Gene Ontology annotation, biological process: regulation of Golgi organization. The transcript has 26 exons.
AAGUAGCAUAAACUGUAACUACCCGUGUUGGCAGAGCAUAAACUGCAAGAGGGCUUGUAGCAGGAAUGUGGUUGUUGGUUGGUUAAGCCUUGACAAAAUCUAAGCCACCACAUCCCUCUCCUCUCUGAUUUCCCUGGGGUUCUGCCCAGAGUGCUGCUAGGGGGCUCCUGGGGGUUUAAUGCUGGAGCUUGGGCUGGGUCAAGGCACUGUCUAAGCUUUGGCGUUGGUAGGCUCUUGUGCAGGGUGCGGGUUUUCGUUUGAUUCCUCUGGUGGAUGAGUGCUGGAACGUGAGACUUAGCUGCCUGUUGCCUGUGUCCAGUAUUGACUCCGCAGAUUCAUCGCAUGGAUUAAGUGAAAUUCCAGGAAAAACAUGCACCAAAGAGUAGAAUGACCAUUUGGUUUAUAAUCCGUUUGUUUCUUUAGAAGCCGUGGGCUAACUGUAGGCAGAAGUUUAUCCCCUGCCUUGCACGCUCUAGAUAAUUUUUGAACAACUGUCCUUUUGACUUAAGGGAUAUACCAGCAAAAUACCUAAAAGGACAAAGCAUGAUCACACUGGGUCCUAGGUGCAUGCAGUUGGUGUUGGGCUGGUUACCACGCUUGAAAUCUUUAUACCAGUAGUUCAGUCUGAGUAGCAGUGGCAGGUCAGGGGAUUGGAUUCUAAAAGGAAAAGUAUCUCAGUUCUUACUCAGAGCCUUCAUUAAUAUUGAUUGAUAUUGAUUUUGGCAUUAGCAAAAUAAUAUGUUGCAUCAUUUGCACUACAUUUUUCAGAUACAGAAUAAAUGGUUUGCCAAUUAAAUAUGUGAAAAUACCAUUUAAUGUCAUCUGCUUGUUUUCUUUUUAUUUAGCCUAGCAGUGUCACGGUAUAUUUUUGAGGGUUAUAGACUGAAAAAAAAUAUUCAGGUUUGGUUGCGUUUGUGGGUUGUGUAAUCUUGAAAACAUUCAGGUUUGUUAAAUGUGAAAUACAGCGGUUGACAGGCUGCAUGCAUGCAAGAUUACAGGAGUUUCAAGGUUUGGAUCCUGUUUUCACUAUAGUGUUGAUGCAUGUUAAUGUUCCAUUCUGUACAGUAGUAUUUUUGUCGUUACGAGAUCCGUACAACAAUAAUCAAAAGAACAAUAAACAACAAUAAAGUCUGAACGGGAGCUGCGUUACAAUGCGGAGAAGCCACAGUUUUCAAUGUGCAUGAGUCUGAGUGAACUUCAGACUCAAAAUGCCUUUUUUUUUUCCUCUUCUUCCGUGGAUGUUCUAACCGAAAGCUGACAGGGAUGCGUUCAUCUGAAUGUCACAUGUUUGAUUUGAAUCUCUGGAAUGAGUUUUGGACUGAAAUGGACAGGAGGUGGAUGGUUGGACGUGCUCACUCCUUUGUUCCCGCCUGGGUCAGCUGAUCCUGGGGUUGAUGACAGAUAGACCAAGAGUCUGCCUGAACUUCUCUCUGCCACGGCUUUUUUUCUUCCUGCCUUUGAGCUGCCAAGACUCGUGCUCUGUCAAGGUUUCUGUUAGCUCCAGACGAAGCAUCUUGGAUCCUCUGCGGCACAGCACGGUACUCGCUGUUCCGAAACCCCCGUGCGCGUACGUCGCAGCCCUGAGGGACAGCUCUCCGCGCAGUCAGCGACUGCAGCAGGAUUCACUUAGCAGCAUGUGUUAAUGGGACUGACCUACUGACAGAAUAAAUUAUCCAUUUGAACCUGAGACGUGGAAAUUGCACCGAUGCCUUUGAAAUGUGAUAUGUUUUAAAGGGGUAUGCAACAUGGCCCAAACAGAGAAGAAAGGCGGACUGCUCCGGAAAUCUUCAGCCUCCAAGAAGCCAUUGAAGGAGAAAGUUGUGUUGAUGUACGAUGAGGUUUUCACGACAGAGGACCCGAGUAAGAACAACCCUAGGUUUUGGGAGGAGCUGUUUCUCAUGAAGGUCAACCUGGAAUAUCUGGAAGGCAAGCUGGAGGCUCUGGAUGGGGAAGAGCUGAUGAAGAUAAAAGAUAACAUCAACUGCUUGUUUCAGCACUGCAUCCAGGCACUGGGUGAGGAGCACCCGAUCAGAGUGGUCAAUGCUCUACAGACUUUGUGUGCAUUGAUUCGGGGUGUCCAUCAGAAGAACAAGUCCACUUCAGGGUUUGACAUCAUCAACAUGCUUGUGGGUUUUGAUAAGGCAGAGCUUUGUAUGAAGAAUCUGAUGGAGAGCCUAGACUCGCUCCUCUGUGCAGACGGUUCUGAAAGCCUCAAAAGCUUGUGUCUGAAGCUGCUUCUCUGCUUGGUGACGGUGACAGAUAACAUUAGCCAGAACACCAUCCUGGAGUAUGUGAUGAUUAACAGUAUAUUCGAAGCUAUUUUACAGAUUCUGUCCAGCCCCCUUAGUCGGAGGGAACAUGGCUAUGAUGCUGUUGUCCUUCUUGCCUUGCUGGUCAACUACAGAAAGUAUGAGUCAGUGAAUCCUUACAUUGUGAAGCUCUCUAUCGUAGAUGACGAGGCCACGCUCAAUGGAAUGGGACUUGUAAUUGCCCAGGCUUUAUCGGAGUAUAACAGGCAAUACAAAGAUAAGGAAGAGGAGCACCAGAGUGGUUUCUUCUCAGCCCUAACUAAUAUGGUGGGCAGCAUGUUCAUAGCAGAUGCUGAUGAGAAGAUAUCAGUCCAAACGAAUGAAGCAAUACUGCUGGCCCUCUAUGAAGCUGUUCACUUAAACCGGAACUUCAUCACAGUUCUGGCACAAAGCCAUCCUGAAAUGGGUCUUAUGACGACACCAACCAGCCCAAUUCCAACAACGCCUGUCACUCCACUUGGAACCACCCCACCUUCUUCAGAUGUUAUAAGCUCUGCAGAGCUGCCUUUGGAUGCUGACGUGCAAACUAGCAACUUGCUGAUAACCUUCUUGAAGUACAGCUCGAUUGUGAUGCAGGACACAAAAGAUGAGCACCGGCUACACAGUGGCAAGCUGUGUCUGAUUAUCCUGACAUGCAUAGCAGAGGAUCAAUAUGCUAAUGCUUUUCUCCAUGAUGACAAUAUGAAUUUUCGAGUAAACCUACACAGGAUGCCAAUGAGGCAUAGGAAGAAAGCAGCAGACAAGAACCUGCCCUGUCGCCCGCUGGUGUGUGCAGUGCUUGAUUUGAUGGUGGAGUUCAUUGUAACACACAUGAUGAAAGAAUUUCCUAUGGAUCUCUAUGUACGCUGUAUUCAGAUUGUGCACAAGCUGCUGUGCUACCAGAAGAAAUGCAGAGUGAGGCUUCAUUACACGUGGAGGGAGCUCUGGUCAGCUUUGAUCAACUUGUUGAAGUUUCUCAUGUCUAAUGAGACAGUGCUGCUGGCCAAACACAACAUCUUCACCCUUGCUCUUAUGGUUGUGAACCUGUUCAACAUGUUUAUCACUUACGGAGACACCUUUCUCCCUACGCCCAGCAGCUAUGAUGAGCUGUAUUACGAAAUCAUUCGGAUGCACCAGAAUUUUGAUAACCUUUAUUCUAUGGUUCUGAGGAUUUCUACCAAUGCCGGUCAAUGGAAAGAGCCUGCAAGCAAGGUGACCCAUGCGUUAGUCAAUAUUAGAGCCAUCAUCAAUCACUUCAACCCGAAGAUAGAGUCUUACGCUGCAGUGAAUCACAUAUCGCAGCUCUCCGAGGAUCAGGUUUUGGAAGUGGUACGCUCCAACUAUGACACGCUGACCCUGAAACUGCAGGAUGGGCUGGAUCAGUACGAGCGCUACUCGGAGCAGCAUAAGGAGGCUGCCUUCUUCAAAGAGCUGGUGCGGUCCAUCAGCAUCAACGUGAGGAAGAACCUUGCUUUCAACACGCUGAGCCAGGAGCUCCUGCUGAAGGAAUUCUCUACGAUCUCCUGAAGCAGGGGAGCAGCAGCUGCGCAGGGCUGACCAGAGAUGGGCCUGUCUCGCAGGGACACCGUGGAUCCGCGGCUGAUCGCCCCUCGCCUUUCACCUGCAGAACAGACUGCAUUUCUUCCAGGGGAGAGCCUUGCUGCUGUGUGUUUGAUCCCAAAGGCAUGUGUUUCAACAGGACUGUGGCUGAGAAGAGGUGAUCGGCAUGUGGAGAAGGAGGAAGCAAUUCUGUAAGGUGCCACGGGGGUGGGCAGCUCUUUCUGUCACGUAGCAAUGGGAGAUUCCCUCCGCAGCCUCAGGGAAGAUGCACUGGAAACCUUCGUAGCAGAGGUGGGGAGAGCUCACAACCAAAGUAAUAAAAUGGGUCCAGCUGUGUGAGGCAGUUCUGGGUUGAGGUUGUUGUCUGUUCCACAGGAGAGCUCUGACCCCAGGCAAGGGCUGCUCUUUUCGAGCAGCCUGGAUCAACCCUCCCUCCACCCUGUAGGUCAAAUCCAUUGCCAUCCCACUGGGAGUUUUGGGAGGAUAUAAACCAGAUUCCCAAGAGAGCGUACCCUGAUCGCUGCUGGUUUCAGAUGUCAGAAAGUGUUGUUUGAACCAAGCCAUCAAAUCACUGAAGGAGGAGAAAUUCUCAGCUUACCAGUCCAGCUUGUUGGUCUGGCCUGAGCCAGUAUGCAAGGGUAUACGUCAUCGAAGUGGGCCAUCUGCAACAGGAGACCACCCCUGGUUGGUGCACCCUUGCUCAUCUCAUCUCUGCUGUCUCUAAGGUUGAGGGAAACUUUUACAUAUUUCACUUCCAUGGGGCAGAGGACAGGCUGGCUCCCACCCACACACUCCCCUUGUUGCCCAUCAGAGACUGCAUUGUGACAAUCUUCCUCUUCCUCACAGGAAUGUCUGCCUUGCAGGUUUGCAAGUGCCUGGUGGUGUUCACGAGCUAAAAAGUCCCCAGUUUUUCCCUCGUGUGUAGCUUGCUGGUACUGCAUUUAAAAGAGGAGUAGUUACUUCACUUUCUAGCUUGUCCUUCUGUCUUCACUGAGCGACUCACCACAAACUUCCUAAGGAAGAGCUCCAGGAUGAUGCUCCGGGGUCACAGGGAGACCUUUCUGCUCAAGAGCCAGUGUUUCAGAGGUGCCUGUGUCAGAUAGCCUGUUUUGGGUGCUGUGUCAGGCUGCCAACUCAGGAACAUGCAGCACAAACACCUUCUCCCUGCUCAUGCGUUUUCAGCUCCUGGCAGUAGCUGGUAUGGUAGGACGUGGCCUGACUUGGCGGGUUGAACUAGAGAAGUUAUUUACGUCCCAGAUCCACUUUUUUUCCUAGAAAACGUGGGAAAAAAAAAAGUGCCUAGUCCUGCUCGUAGCCUUAUAGGUCGGAGUAGUGUGAGUGGUGUCCUGCUCAUUCUCUGCCAGUUUUAGGCAAUGUUUGUUCAUGCUAACAUGUGCUGAUCAGUUCAGUGUUUCAUCUUUACCUGCCAUGAGCAUGGGAAACUGAAAGCUGUGUCCUUGGCUGCCCACUGGUCGCAGAACCAGAAGAAGAACAUGUUUUCCUCGGGAGCGCUGGCUUCUCCCAGCUGAGGACAUUUUGCCUCAGCACAGACUGUUUGGCUUUCAUCAGCUAAGGCAGACACGUACGUGCUUUCCUGCCAGGUGAGUGCGUGUCAGAGGGAUGGUGCCUGGGAGAAGCAGGCUCCGCGAAGUCACUCUGCUCAAGAACAGGUCCAGGCAUGUGGGAGGGGGCCGUUUCUCCAGUGACAAACAAGUAGAAAUAGUUGCAGUACGUGGUGCUGUAGUCUGUAGUGUGUUCGAGAAGCUCUUGCUUACACCAUCUCCUCUCCAAGGGGUAAACUUCCUCCCCAAGGGGGCUCCAGUUCCUCCGGUACAGCCCCAGCAUCGCCGCUGUUGGAGUAUCGAGUUGGCCAGCUCGAGGUAGGACUCGGAGUCCCGUGCCUCCUUUUCUCUGAUCCUGUCUAGACCGAGAGUAGACGGGCAACUGAGAGCCGGGGAUGAGCCUGGCUCUGCCUCUGCAGCCUUUGGGAUUCUCAGCUUUUCACUCUGGGCUCAGCUGCCCAAGGACUCAUCUCCCCACGGUGCUCCCUUGCUGGGAUGAACUGGCGCACCCGGGCUGUGACUGGGAGCACCUCCUCGGGUCGGCCGAGCUGGGGCAGGCUGUCACGCACGUCCUGUUGUCACACUGUCACCAAACCAAGCGCUGUAAAUGGAUGUACAUACAGAUCUAGAGCUCAAUAAAUAGCAGAGCCCUGCCUGUCCA